GCGAGGGCUGCAAACAAGGUGAACAUCACUGGUAACUGCAGAGCGAACGUAGAGCGAGCUAGGACAGUAAAAUUAAUACAAGAGUAGGUAUAUGCGCGAUGCGGAUACGAGUGAUAGCUGAUAAGAGUUCGAAAGAGAAGUUUGACACGUAGUUUGAGGGAAAAAUUAAGCUCCGCGAUGAUAAGACGAGUGCAAAUUGAAUGAAAAGGAAGGCUCGGGUAUCGAGGCUCAAUUUCCGUGUAUGCACCGUGGUAAAAGUACUGAAAUUUUACGACGAUAUAUAAAUAACUUAUCGAAGGUGUAGAGGCUAGGUUGAUCGUGUACCGAACUAGGUAAACUGUGAAGUGAGAUCAUCGCCGAGCAUUAUGACUGAUCAGUGUCCGUUUAAAGUGUUGGACGUAUUCUCAAUGGUAAUUCGUUACUCGGCUGAAUCUGACUUGGAUUUUUACAUGAGUCCACGUCCAGCGGUGCUCCAGGUUUUGGUUAUAAAUAGUCAUCGUCGGUGGGCGGGGAGUGAGUGAAGAAAUUUGAAAAACAUUUGGAGAAUAAAGAAGAACAGAAGAAGAGAAACAAGUGGUGGAAUAAUAAAUAAUAUAGGCGAAUAGAGAAAAAAGAAUCCGAGGUGGUGUACACAAUCCGAGCGUGCGCGGUGGGCGGUUCGUGGCGCGAUUUCACUCCUAUCCGAACUGUCAAACGAAGUACUGAAAAGCAGCGACCAUGAAGAAACAGUUUUUCAGGGUGAAACAGCUCGCCGAUCAAACAUUCUCGAGAGCUGGAAAGACAGAAGUAUUGACCGAUGAUCUACAAAAGGCAGACAAACAUGUGGAUCAGAUCAGAGCAGCGCUUACAGGGCUUAGUAAACGGCUUGGAAAUGCUCCGAGUCAAACGCUUGCCCAGGAUCCGGCUCAGAAAGAAAAGCGAUUGAAAAAAUGCCCGGAAUACGUUCUUGGGCAAAUGAUGAUAGAAAACGGAUCGGAUGAUACGCUUCUCGGAACUACGUUAUUGGAAUGCGGUAAGGCGCAGAUUGCACUAGCUCACGAAGCUGUGGAUCACGAGUCAAAAGUAGAUCAAUACGUAGCAACUCCUUUGCAACAGAUUUUGGAAACAGAUGUACCAAAUAUAUUGAAACAUAAACGAAAUUUAGCUAGACUAACUUUAGAUAUGGACAGUGCAAGAACUCGUCAUCAACAAGCGACCAAACACAGCGUAGGAAGCACUGGAGCAACAAAAGCUGACAGCUUAAGAGAAGAAUUGGAAGAAGCUGAAGGGAAGGUGGAACAAUGUCGCGAUCAAUUAGCCGCUGAAAUGUUUCAGUUAAUGUCACGGGAAACAGACCUAGCCCAAACCAUUAUUCAGUAUGUCAAAUUACAGAGAGCGUAUCACGAGAGUGCCUUACAUUGCCUGGAAGAUAUGAUUCCUCAAGUGGAGACCUUCAUAAAUGACAAUGAAACAAAGCCGGUAUACGGUUACCCACUAGAGGAGCAUUUGCGUGUGACGAAUAGAAAAAUAGCCCUACCUAUUCAAUUGUGCGUGUCUGCACUUUUGAGGCUCGGUAUGGAGGAAGAAGGGCUGUUUCGGAUAGCUGGCGGUGCUUCUAAACUAAGAAGAAUAAAGCUGAGCUUUGACGCGCGUUGUCUGACUCUGCCAACGGUCCUGGAAUAUAGGGAUCCUCAUGUGGUUGCUGGGGCACUGAAAUCGUACCUACGAGAACUACCCGAACCUUUGCUCACCUAUAAAUUAUAUCCUGAAUGGAUGGCAGCUGCCAAAGUUACCCAAAACGAAGCAAGACUACGUGCUCUCUGGGAGGUCCUGUACAAGCUACCUCCAGCAAAUUUUGAAAAUUUGAGGUUCCUAAUGAAGUUCUUAUCUGUGCUUACUAAAAAUCAGGAUAUCAACAAAAUGACACCACAGAAUAUAGCCAUUGUUAUUGCUCCGAAUUUAAUUUGGAGCCCACAAGAAGAUGGUAAUACUAUGGUAAUGAAUAUGAGCACAGCAAACAACUCUAGUCUAAUAGUGGAUCAAUUGGUAACAUACUCUGACUGGUUCUUCCCUGGGGAUAUAGAUUUUGAUCGUGAUUUAGACGUAAGUUUUCUUAAUGGUUCGGAAACACCGGGUGUCGGGAUGAGACGAGCGAUUUCAAAUAGCAGUCUUAGCGAUCAUGGUGGCAGUCCUCCACAAGGAAGUCCAAAGCCUGCAACUCGUAGAAAAAACAAACCUGCUCCGACACCACCCAGUAGUACUCCUGAUAAGCAUGAUAAACGAUUUGACGAAAAAUUACCAGCCACACCAGAUAAACCGCCAAGACCAAUUGUAACUGCUACAUUGAACAGGGCGACGUACAAACCACACAAGCAUGAUAACGUGGAACUGGGAACCGUUCAUCAUGAUAAUAAGUCUGAAAAAGUCGAUAGAAAUCUAGAAAUUGACGUAAAACCGUUAGGGUUUGAAAUCAUUAAUAAAGCAGAUUUAGCUAAGGCUGAUAUCCAAGUUCAAGAGAAACAACCAGAACCUAAAUCACCUCCAAGUGACGUGACAAAGAACAACGAAAGUAGAAUUGAGCAUGGAAAACAAGAUACCAAACAUCCUGUUCCCAUCGGAUUUGAAGCUCUGCAUCAAAAGGAUAUCGAAAACAAUCAAUGCCGAUCGAUUUCGGAUCCGGAACAUAUGGAAAGUAUUACAAACAAGCCUAAGCCUGUCCCUGCUGAAAAACCUUCACCUUCAACUCUCGAAAGGAGAAGAGUACCUGUUGCAGCCCCACGGUCUUUAUCGACUAUUAGCCAGCCAUCUCCAGAUGAUAUCGUGGAGUUACGGAGAAAGUCGGUAGACAACAAUAUAACGUCUAUAAGUGUGAGCAGUGUCGAGAGAAGUGGUAAACCAGCUAUUCCAGAGCGUCCUGCUGGCCUUGUGCGACCGUCCAGUCUUAUUAGACCUGCGCAUCGCCAGAGCAAUGAAAAUCUGGAUGCAGAGUCAGGACCUUUGACAUUGGAACGCACGCACAUGUAUUCGGUGGAUAAGCAGCAGGUUAGUAUAAUCCAAGUACGCGGGAACUUUGUAGGUGCGACCAAUUCAGGUGACCACACCUCUGGUUUGGGUCCAAAUCUUCAGAGAAGUCCCAGUGUCGGAAGUAGACCAGCAUCGAUGUCAUUGCCUGGCGAAAAUAGACCUGAGAAACCACCAAGACCUGAUAUGCCAGAGCAAAUAAGAUCUCAUAGCAGGACGAGAUCAGAGGGAAACAUAAUUGAUGUUCAAACACAAACUGAAACAGUUAUUGUUCCUAAAACACCUCAGCACCCGCCUCCACCAUCGCCCAGAUUUCUCCAACGACCUCCAAGGCCACAACCACCACCGCCCCCACCUCCGACAGUCAGGGCCAAGUCUGAGCACGAAAGUACCAAUCUCUAGGUGAGAAGCUCAUUUCUGUUACUUAUCAGCGAUUCCCGUUUGCUGUUACUAGGAUCUAUAAAUUGAUAUAAAUAUUU
Messenger RNA from Diprion similis, 3479 nucleotides. RefSeq names its product rho GTPase-activating protein 44-like. Gene Ontology annotation, molecular function: GTPase activator activity; protein binding. The coding region runs from base 718 to 3402 and encodes 894 amino acids. Gene Ontology annotation, biological process: signal transduction; regulation of actin cytoskeleton organization; positive regulation of GTPase activity. Lineage: Eukaryota; Metazoa; Arthropoda; Insecta; Hymenoptera; Diprionidae. Gene Ontology annotation, cellular component: cytoplasm; intracellular anatomical structure. The transcript is spliced from 9 exons. The record is from RefSeq and is a predicted model, not a curated record.